AUGGGGCGCUCGCGCGGGGUGUCGACCAACCCCGGGGAUGAAGACCUAAGUCACAGGUGUGUUGGUUAACUUCUUUGAUCUGUUCUCUGUGCAUCCCUUGUAUGAGUGUUCCUCCCGUUUUUUCUCCUUAAUCCUGUAUUUUUCUCGUUAAUUUUCCCUCUAAUUAGUUUUUCUGUUCAAUCUGUUGUAUUCCUUUCCCCUCUUGUAUGGCUACUCGUCUCUAAGAGAAAGAAUAAUGCUGUUAUUUUUUUGUUUCAGUAUACUGCGUCUUUAAUUGUUUUCAGUAGCCGGUCAUACUCCAGCAUGGUUAAUGCACUCUUUUUGCUGUAAAAAAAUGGUAAAAAAUUGAUAAGCUAAUGAAAUUCAAAGAAAGCAUAAAAAAAUUGGUCUACUCGGAAGAUAUUUAUAAGAAGUAAGUGUAUAAACAAGAUAGGAACCAGAAGUAGAUAGGCCAGAUAAAAACCUUCCGACUGGUUUGCAGCGUAUGCAUGUAUCAUAAAGUAAUGCAACCAACUAUCUUUUGGGUUUUUCCACUCUAGUUCGAGAUUAGAGUUAACUACACUCUAGUUAACUACAUGUAUAAAAUGUAAUGCACUCGGAUCAAGUGUCCUAUGGAGCCAUGUCCAAAAUGUACAGACGACAAGAAGUUACUGUGGCCAUGAACUGACGUAAAUUACGCAUCAAUAUGUAUGGCAUAGUCAUAAAUUGUGGUCUAACGCUAACAUCAUGUCACCAAGAAAGGCCUAAAAGGAUUUCUUGUUAUCCAAUAAAUGAAACGCCUGUGUCAUGCUGGUAAAAUCGUCAGUCAGCCGGCCGAGAGUUUCCAACUUGGAUAUUAGAGUUAUGCUGCUCAAAGACAAGUGCAUCAGAAGAGUUGCAGCUGAGGCUUGUUGUGACACCUAACUGAAAAAUACAAUUAGGAAGCCAUCAAGACAGCUAUAUUUCUGUUAGAAAACAUGCUGUAGCGAGAAGUCGUCAUUGUUUUAUCUUUUUAGCGUUACAACACUGUGGUGCAGUCCACGUUCAUUUGUCGGAAGGAAAUCAGAAAGUGCCUAAAGUUGCCUCAGUGUUAAAAAGAAGCUCUAGAAAUUCCUUUCUAUAAAAUAUAAGUUUAUUAUCUACAUUUCAUUUGUAUUUUACUUAUAAAAUUUGUUUUUAUGUGAAAAGGAGUAUGAUUACUUUACUUCAAAGGUUAUUCCCUGCAUAAUUGAAGCCCCCAAAAUUAUGUUGUUAUAUUUGAACCACUUUUAGGUAGCUUUAUAUACUUCAGUAUAUAUACAUACGCAUGUAGUAAUAUCUCAUUUUUUUAGAUGUUAAACAUGAACGAUUGGGUCUGUUUGAUUUCCUAGUCUUGUUUCAAUCUUGUGGAUUUCGGAAUUCCUGUGCUUCUUAAUGGUGAAUAGAGUUAGGUCCGGGAUGAAUCUGAGACUAUCUAUUCCUUUUUUAUUGUUUCCCUCAUGUGUAUUAUAAUUAUUUAAUUUAAUUUUUUUCACUUGACUACUUUUGCAGAUCAAAACGAAGAAAGGCUCCUUCAAGUGCAGAAACUUUAGAGAAUGUAACUACAGGUGUUCUUUUGUUUAUGAAUUUUCUCCUGUGAAGUUGGAACUACAUAGCAAUGCUCUUUCAUAAGUCUUCAUAUAAACCCCGCUUGAUCUGGUGAUGCAUGAGGAAGCUCAUAUCUCUCGGUGUUUCUCUAGUAUGCCUUUUGUUCAAUUUUUCCAAGACAUUUGUUUCUAAUUUAUCUAGUCUUCUGAGAGACUAUUUGAUUUAAAAUAUUAAUCCUUGUUAGUGUGUGUGUUUUUUUUCCAAACACAGGUUCUGGAGCUGGUGAUGGGAAAAAGGCACUAUACCACUGCAAUUACUGUAACAAGGACAUAUCAGGAAAGAUCCGUAUUAAGUGCACAAAAUGCCCUGAUUUUGAUCUAUGUGUGGAGUGCUUCACUGUGGGCGCUGAAGUUCAUCCACACAAAAGCAAUCAUCCCUACAGGGUUAUGGUUCGUGACAUGAACUUAGAAUACUAUUUUUCUGGUGUUGCAUCGCAUAUUCACAUUGCCCACUUACAUUUCAUCACUGAUCUACUUCUACUGACCUUAAGAUCACUCCUAAAAUUCUGGGCAUAUUGUACUCUCAAACCAAUUUUCUCCUUCCCAAUACCUAUGAGUCACCUGCUCUUCUGUUCGAUUUAGUGUUAUGUAAUUGUCAGUGUGCAUAAGAUAGGUGACCAAUCCAAAGAGACCAAUUUGGACGUACAUGAGAAGAGAUUGGUAAGAAAACAUGACUUUUCGUAGUUCACGAAUGUAGGUAAGUAGAAACGUCAACUCUGACAACACAAUGAAAACUAACUCUUGGAAAGUUUCGAAGUCCAAUACGAGUUUCUUAAAAGUGGAAUGACUAGAGCUUCAGGUAGUCAUGGAGAAUUUAGGGAAACGAUGAAGCCAAAGCAGAUUACUGUGGGAAAAAUGAUUAAAUGGGAAAAAAUUACCAUCUUUUCUCAAUCGUUGGCUAGUUUCAUAAACAGAUGGCUGAAGAUUUAAUUUGUAAAACAAGGGGACCAGUGGUUCUAGGAGAAGGCUUCCGUUUUAGUUGUUUGUAUCAUUUAGUGGAACGAUUUAUUGAAAGAAAAAUAUAGUGGUUUUCCCGUUUGCAAUCUGGAUUGGCAGUACAUUUAGUGGAGAAGGAAUGAAGAAAGAUUCUUUAGUCUGGAAGUGAACAAGCCUCCAGGAGAUGUCCUGAAUUUCGUUCUGUUUAGUUUGUGGACAAACGGUAACUUAUAUCCAAAAUUUCGAAAUCCGUUGAAAGCAUAUUGAUGGGAACAGAUUAAAUUGAAUUGUUUCGUUUAAAUCGUGAAAGAAUGACGGAUAGUAAUGAAUUUCUUAAAUACAAAGGUAACAUUUACAAUUUAGAUUUGAUUUAUCGCUCUUUUAUAGUAUUCUGAUAUCAGUAUGUGCAAUUUGACUUUGCCUAAUUUAGUUGUGCCAUUUAGCUCAUGAACCCUAGUUCAUGUUUUUUUCCCUUGUGCACUUUAUCGUUUAAUGGACGAACUUGGUUAUUUGAACUGAUUUUUCAUUUAUUCUUUUUUCAGGACAGUUUGUCUUUUCCACUUUUCUCACCAGAGUGGAAUGCAGAUGAAGAAAUUCUCCUCCUUGAGGUAUAGAUGAAUGACCAGUGAUCAGGGCACACUUGACCAUGCCUUGCUGCGUGAUUGUGAAAUAUGCCAAUCAAUAACGAAAAUUGUGAAAUAUGCCAAUCAAUAACAAAAAUUGUGAAAUAAGCCUAUAACUAAUGGCUGUGCCCACAUGCUUCUAGGGGAUAGAAAUGUAUGGCCUGGGGAAUUGGGCUGAAGUUGCAGAGCAUGUUGGGACGAAGAGUAAAGGACAAUGUAUUGACCAUUAUACGGCGUAUUACCUGAAUUCUCCAUGCUAUCCACUUCCGGUAGGAUAUAUCAUGAUUUAUAUUUAAUGGUUUGAGAGUGUGUUUCUUUUACUUAUGGUUUUAUAUUUCCACAGAAUAUGGCUCAUGUUGUUGGAAAGAAUAGGAAGGAACUUCUAGCCAUGGCCAAAGGGCAUGUUGAUGGUAAAAAGGGUUAGUCAUCAUUUUAUCAAAAGUUGUUUUGGUUGAAGUACAGUGGAACCUCUCUAUAAAUGACUUUUCUCACUGUAUUCUUGUAUAUUCCGAUUGAACUCAAAUCUUAAAGCACCAAGUCUUUACUAAGUAGGACGGGAUAGACUGAAAUCAUUGGUAAAGUCUAUCUAACGCACCUAUGGAUACUUUGUUUAGCAGGAACCUGUCUCUACAUAGCAGUACCUAUUCCCAGUAAACAGUUUUAUUGCACUUUUUACAACUAUGCUAUCUAUUAAUUUAAAGGCGUUAUCUGAACAGCGACAGUAAGUGAGUGAGUAUUUUGUUGAAAACUCAAACUGCAUAAUAGCACCUCACAGGAAUCUGUUAGCCUUCUUCUGUCCUGUGGAUGUCGUUAGUUGGAAUUGCCCAAAUGUGUCAGUGUAAUAAACAUGUAAUUGAUUUAUGUCCUUUAAAAAACAUUUGUACAUUGCUUCUAUAAUCUUGUAAAGGUCUGUGUUCUUACAUCAUUUAUUUGUUAAAUAUUGCAUAUAAUAUUUUCGAAAAUGCGUCAGUUAUUCUCUUUAGAACCCAUGAGAGGAAGGUCUAUUCCUUGAGAAAAAUAAUCAUUCCUAUACCUCCAUCUUCUCAAAGGUAUCUAAAGAGAAUUUUUUUGGCAAAUUAUACCCAAACCAUUGUCCUUUGAAAAGAAUAUAGUACUCUUGCAGCAUUAAACUGGUUGAAUCGGGGAGAGAUCAGGGAUACACGUUAUGUAACACAACGCUUUCGUCAUGGCAGCUAACUGUAAACAUUUGAUAGGAUAUUAUUAUCUUAUCUCCUCUGUCUCUUUCAACUUUCGAGGCCUAGUUACUUUCUGGUCACAUCCAAAUGACAAUUUAUAAAUUCAUGAAGGUAUGCCACUCAGCGCUGACUCAUUCUGCAUUUUCACACCUAAAAAAAUAUACCAAAUUAAACUAUAGUUAGAUGCGCAGAUAACCCUCUCAUAUAAUUUAAUUGGGUUCGUUUGACAAACAAUCUUGUGCUCCAUCUCAGGCAUUCAUUCAACAUUGGAAAAAUAUCUCAGGCACAUAUACACGUACAGAAUGACUAAUCAAACGUGGGGCUUUGAUUUUAAGAGCAAACGGGAAAAAAGUUUGCCAAAGUCAUUUACAAACAUAUGAACGUCUAAAUGACGUAAAACAUUUAUCAGCAUUGCUAAGUUAGCCGUAAGUUUCCUUCCAUCAUGUCUCAUUUAAGAAAAAAACUUUUCCUUUGCUUGUUUAAAUUAUGUUACCAAGAUAAAAACAUUGGGUAAAUCCUUGGUGAAUGGGUCUUUAAUGGGGUAAGACGUUUCUGGAUCCUCGUGUCUCAAGUUUUAUUACAAACAGGUCUCUGCAAGCCACAUAAGUCUUUCUUUCCGCAUUGCAUUGCAGCAUGAUCUUGGAAGAUGGCAGUUUAUUGGAUUCUUGCACUUCCUCAGUAUAAUCUUCCAUUAAUAGCUUGCUACACCCUCCAUUUUUUCAUAACAUUUUCCUUAAAAUGCUACCCUGUUAUAGAAAAUGGAAUUUUCUUUGAUAUGUAGCUAGAUUUUCUCUUCCCUGUCCAUGUUAAUUGUUUUACGUUGCUUUGUUAAUUAAUCUUUUUUUAUAUACUAUAAGCCCUCUGAACCAGAAACUACGUCAUGAUGAGCUCUAUUUCCACUAAUUUGUGUUUUAUAUUCUCAUAGGAUUCCCAUUAGCUGGGGAGACCACACCAAAGGAAGAUUCACCUUUCUCACCUUCAAGGGUCAAGUAUGGCUAACAACAAUAACCAGUUUCUCUUUUUCUGCCUCUUCAAUCAUCAUUAAUUUUUUAUCAUUCUGCUAUAGGCUUGAAGAUUUAAGUAGAGAAACUCCAACACGCCAGUCACCCUCAAGCUUAAUAGCUGGUAUUUUUUGAAAGAUCAUGAAUUUUUAUAUCCCAUUGAAUCUUUCCAUUUUGUUCAUUUUGUGGAGUGAUCUAAUAUGAAGUACACUUCAAUGCUUUGUUCAUUAGAUGGGGAUUCUGUUGAUGCGAAGGCCGGUGUUCCUAGCAACAGUACAGGUGCAUCGUCCGCAGGUGCUAGUAAGAAGGCUUCACGGAUGAUGCAUGCAAAGGAAGGUUCUGACAGAGUAAAGGUUGAAGGGUUGGCAUCUUCUGAAGGUAUCAGAGAAGAUGUUGUUUCUCAAGUUGUCGUAUUAUAUGAAAUCUGAAUCGUUUUAUUGCGUGGUAUUCUUGAAAGAGUUCUUACUCAAGCCUCAUAUCUUCAAAAUGUGAUGUGUUGUCAUACUCUUCUAUUUCUAGUAGGUAAUAUGACAGUUCAGAGAACGUUAAGCUCAGAGGACUAUUUCAUUAAAUAGUUUCGUUUCAGUCGCAAUUUGUCCAGGGAAAUCCUGUCUGAUACCAUAAAAGAUUUUUGAUUUUACUUUAGGUCUGCUUGAUUUUUUAUAUGGUUGCCAUAAUACAAGACAUACGCAAAUUGUUGUAUAUAUGCACCAAAAUGUAUGGAGCCAAAAAUUAACAAACCCUGAUCGGUGAACUUUCUUUGGGAGAAAUCGGGGUGGAGGCGUUAUUCCUCCUAUGAAAUUGUCAUGGGACAUAAACAAAUUGUUCCAGAGAGCAGAUUCAUUCCGUUAUUAUGUCUUCAACUGGUGAAGCAUGUAUUCUAGUUUAUGGAAGCAAUCCUUAGUGAACUGCUCAAUGGGAACAAGGUACUGAUAAUCUGUGGAACCCCAAAGAGCUGAAUAUGUCAUUGUAAUGAUAAAAGGGUAGGACACAAUCUAUUGACUUUCAAUGAAAAUAGAUGGCUGCAUUGUUGAAAAUAGAUGGUUUUAUUCCAAGUGACUCACAUGAGUCUGGCUGAGGUUCCAAAAUUUCCAAUAUAGAUACACACGAGUCGGUAGGCCAGACAUUCGCACGGGAUAUUUGCUACAUACAGCGGAAUGGUGGGUAGAUCCAUAAAAAUUGUUCAAUUUUCCAUUGAGUUUUUAAAUUUGAGUGUUUGACGCCAACUUUGCUUAGCCUUUAACCAACCAUGCUCGGGAGCAGAAUUCCAAAUUGAGAGCUCUUUAUGUUCUGAGGAUUUAUUUAGUUGGAAUCGUUGCUAUUUAUUGGGAGCUCUCUAUGUGUAUUCUGUAUCUCUUGCAUUGCCUUUGUGAUUUGUACUAGUUUAUAGAAUCUGGAUUUAGUUUUAGAAAUUCAAUUGCAUUUCGUAUCCGGGAUUAUUAUUUGGGUUUUUGAAUACCUAUCCCUAGAGAGGAGUAUGAUUUGUUCUGUAAGAAGAUUAUGAUUUAGCUUACAUAUUUGAAAUAGACAAAAAAAAUGGUUUGUUCUGGCUUUAACCCUUUUGCUGAUUUAUUUUGCUGAUGGUUUUGACUUAGUACUCUUCUCUUGGCAGAAGGUCACGUGGACAGAAGUGUUGGGAUAAAGAAACCCAAAUAUUCUGGAGAAGAAUUGCCUAUCACUGAGCUGUCUGGAUACAACCCCAAAAGGCAAGAGUUUGAUCCAGAGUAUGACGCUGAUGCAGAGCAGUCAUUGGCAGAGAUGGAAUUCAAAGAAACUGACUCUGAAACUGAUCGUGAAUUGAAGUUGCGGAUUUUGCAUAUUUACUAUUCUAGGUGUGUAUUUAUUAUUUUUAGUGAUUUUGAUUUGCUUCUUUUUUUUGUAUCAUUCAUAUCUUAUAGAGGUGCACUAAAUUAAUUAUAGGUGCAUGCGUACCCUAGCACCAGGCUUUUCCAAAAGCUGUACAUGCUAUUAAAAUAGAAAAUAUAUUUUCUGUGCCAUAUCCAGUCAUUCUUCUGUGUUUUGGAAUUUUUUGCAAACGGACGAUCUUAUGCAUGUUCAUUCAAGCAUUCAAUGGCAUGCUUUUGACCAACGAGAAGAACCAACUCCAGUGCAUGCCAUAAUGACUAAAUGGUCAAGGGAAAAGUGGACGAAUCUUUCAUCUUAAAAACUAUGGCCGACAUGAAGUCUUAUUACGCCUCUUGGUUUCGAACUGAAAGACCACUUUAUUUGCAUCGAGGAACCAUUACCGCUAGUUUUUUAUUUUUACUUUUGUUUAUCGUGCACUGUAAUUCUUUUUGCAGGCUUGAUGAAAGGAAACGGAGGAAGGAUUUCAUACUAGAAAGAAACCUGCUUUAUCCUAGCCCAUUUGAGAAGGAACUAUCAAGUGAGGACAGAGAAAUAUAUGAGCGUUAUAAGGUUUUCAUGCGCUUCCAAUCCCAGAAGGAACACGAGGAAUUAAUCCGAACACUAAUUGAGGAGCGUAGAAUUCGUAAAAGAAUUCAAGAGCUUCAGGUAUGUUAUUGACUUGUAUGGUAAUAUUUUUUUCACUUUUCCUCGGUCGAUUACAAUGCGAUCAUAUCUCUUUUUCCUGGUUUUCUUGCUGAUUUGCAGUACUGCGGGCCAUUUAUUUUUAUGGUAAUUAUUUAGGAAUUCUUGAAUCCACAUUCAGCCGAAAACCUAAUAAAACCUAUCAUGUAUGUAUGCUUGGAUCACAAAGCCCACCACCGUAGUAGUGCCGAGCUUCUUCUUAGUUUUACUGAGAGACAUCGGGAUGCUUUCAAGUGAUGCCGUUUCCACUUGCUUUUGCUUUUAGAACAUGGAAAAUUUUCCCUUCAUAGUGGCGCACAUUUACGCUGCUUCCUUCCUAAUCUGUUUUCCAGGAGUGCAAGGCUGCUGGGUGCCGUACGAGAGCCGACGCUGAUGCAUAUCUGGCAGAGAAGGCGAAGAGGGAACUGGAGAGUAGCGGCCGUAAGGUUCGGGAGGCUGGUCAGGUUUCUACAGGCAGCAAGGGCCCGCAAAGGACGAACCGAACGGUGAACAGGGAGAAGGGAGAAUACGACGGAAGCCCUCGGAGCACCAUCGAUAGCCAAAAGGCAAAAGGUGGCGGUGGGUUGGACGCCGGUGGAAGAGAUUUGACUCCGGGGAGCGCUGGGCCGCUCGGUGUGAAGUCAGAGGAUUGGGAUAUCACUGGACUUCCUGGAGCAGAUCUGCUCAGCGAAUCCGUAAGAACACUGGCUUCUGUUAUCUUUCCCUCCCAGAGUUUUCUUUUAUGACUAAAUCAGGGUGAUUGGUCUCAAAAACUGGUGGUGAUCCUCAGGAACAACAGCUGUGCUGCGAGAGCAGGCUGCUGCCGAGUCAUUUUCUCAAGAUGCAGGAGGUACUGGUGACUGAGAUAAUGAAGGGGACCGUCCAGCAGAAGGGCGACGCCCACGGGCUCUUCAAGGUUGACCCGGGCAAGGUGGACAGAGUCUACAGCGUGGUCGCGAGGAAGCUGGGUAAGCGAGAGGAGCCCGCCGUCGCUUGA
Molecule: messenger RNA, 8883 nt
Organism: Spirodela intermedia
Lineage: Eukaryota; Viridiplantae; Streptophyta; Magnoliopsida; Alismatales; Araceae
Source: the annotation of a GenBank genome assembly